GAUUCUUUUCAGCUUAAAAUUUUCAUUGUAAAAGCGGCGUGACGUCACAAAUAUAAAUGUGUAUUAUGACGUCACACAUUAUUCUUAGGGACGACGUCAGCAGUUCAUCUUGCGGUUAUGGCAGCACAUCAACAAACAAUUAUCUCUCGGUGAAAAUCGAAAAAGUGUCAAGGAAACAAGAAGAUAAAGGCAAACGAGGGAACUUUAGAAAGAACGAUGCUACCGAUAGUUUCUAACACGACUUUAAACAAUACGUCUUUAAAGUCACAGGACGCUGUCCAAGUACAAACAUCACAGAGUAAAGACGAUGUUGGAUCUAGGACCCAGAAUAGCAUACGUAGAAUGGCAAACUUUAAAGAUGUUCAAGUACCUGUUCGAAGGUUUAGAGCUGCAACACCGUACCAAAGACCAGUAAUUUUAGACAAUCGUGUAAAUGACGAAUCUGAAAAAGGUACGAAAAGUUCUUUAAGGGAAGUUGACAUGACGUCAUUUGCAAAAUCCCUUGAAGAAACCACUAAGCGGCCAAAUGUGACAAGGCCGACUUACAGUUACCCACUGCCUGUUGGCAGAGAUACAGGGAAUCCAAAACCAUGGUCCCCUGUGCCAUUUCCAAAACCUUCAAAACGGCCAGGACUGAUAACAAAUGUUCGCCAAGAAUACUCUGAUAGUAAGACUGAAGAUUUUAAGGGAGAAGAAUAUCAUGACCCGAAUAAUGUGUCUGUCACAAAAGCAGCAAUCACAACAGAUGGAAAACCUUCACCCACGGAAUUAAAUGCCGAUUGGAAAACAGACGUACUUGAAAUGGAAGGGUACAGAAGUCGCCUUCGUCGUCUCCGCACGUCCAUUAGCAAAGAGGCAGUUCCAGAAAACGAAAGCACGGGCAUUAGCAAAGCGGCAGUUUCAGAAAACAGAAGCACGGUCAUUAGCAAAGAGGCAGUUUCAGAAAACAAAAGCACGGGCAUUAGCAAAGAGGCAGUUUCAGAAAACAAAAGCACGGUCAUUAGCAAAGAGGCAGUUUCAGAAAACAAAAGCACGGUCAUUAGCAAAGAGGCAGUUUCAGAAAACAAAAGCAUGGUCAUUAGCAAAGAGGCAGUUUCAGAAAACAAAAGCACGGGGAUUAGCAAAGAGGCAGUUUCAGAAACCAAAAGCAUGGUCAUUAGCAAAGAGGCAGUUUCAGAAACCAAAAGCACGGUCUUUAGCAAAGAGGCAGUUUCAGAAAACAAAGGCACGAUCAUUAACAAAGAAGCAGUGUCGGAAAACAAAUCAGAUGGAAAACUUUCAUCCGCGGAAUUUAAUGCCGAACGGAAAACAGACGUACUUGAUUUGGAAGGGUACAGAAGUCGCCUUCGUCGCCUCCGCUCGGACAUUUUCAAAGAGGCAGUUCCAGUAAACGAAAGCACGGGCAUUAGCAAAGAGGCAGUUUCAGAAAACAAAAGCAUGGGCAAUAGCAAAGAGGCAGUUUCAGAAAAGAAAAGCAUGGUCAUUAGCAAAGAGGCAGUUUCAGAAAACAAAAGCACGGGCAUUAGCAAAGAGGCAGGUUCAGAAAAGAAAAGCACGGUCAUUAGCAAAGAGGCAGUUUCAGAAAACAAAAGCACGGGCAAUAGCAAAGAGGCAGUUUCAGAAAAGAAAAGCAUGGGCAAUAGCAAAGAGGCAGUUUCAGAAAAGAAAAGCAUGGUCAUUAGCAAAGAGGCAGUUUCAGAAAACAAAAGCACGGGCAUUAGCAAAGAGGCAGUUUCAGAAAACAAAAGCACGGGCAUUAGCAAAGAGGCAGUUUCUGAAAACAAAAGCUUGGUCAUUAGCAAAGAGGCAGUUUCAGAAAACAAAAGCACAGGCAUUAGCAAAGAGGCUGUUUCAGAAAACAAAAGCACAGGCAUUAGCAAAGAGGAAGUUUCAGAAACCAAAAGCACGGUCAUUGGCAAAGAGGCAGUUUCGGAAAACAAAACAGAUGGAAAAUUGCCCCCCACGGAAUUAAAUGCCGAAUGGAAAAAAGACGUACUUGAAAUGGAAGGGUACAGAAGUCGCCUUCGUCGUCUCCACACGGCCAUUAACCAAGAGGCAGUUUCAGAAAACAAAAGCACGGUCAUAAGCAAAGAGGCAGUUUCAGAAAUCAAAAGCAAGAUCUUUAGCAAAGGGGCAGUUUCGGAAAACAAAACAGAUGGAAAACUUUCACCCACGCAAUCUAAUGCCGAUUGGAAAGCAGACGUACUUGAAAUUGAAGGGUACAGAAGUCGCCUUCGUCGCCUCCGUACGGCCAUUAACCAAGACAUAGAGGCAAUUUCAGAAAGUAAAACGAUGGACGACGACCAUAAAGUAGCGCAGGCUGUUUCUGAACAGAAAGAAGAACGUGAUAAUACAGGAAGUCCACGGAAAUCUGACGACAGUGCAAGUGAUACUGAUACGUAUGAAAGUGAUGAUAAUGAAUGCUCAAGUGACUCGGAACAACAUGAUCAAAUAGCCAUGACGACGAGUUUUCACCACAAUGCUGUAGUACAGGACGACAUGAAACAGAGGGAUAAGCUCACCAUUUUUAGUUGUAUUUUAAACAUUUUCCUGUGGUUUUGGUGGUGUUUAAAGCAAUACUUGUUUUUUGCAUUUCUAAUGAUUAGAUAUUUCUUUUGAAUACAGAGUGUGUGUAAGUGAA
Ruditapes philippinarum (Manila clam) is the source of this 2641-nucleotide messenger RNA. RefSeq lists its product as uncharacterized. The transcript is spliced from 8 exons. Lineage: Eukaryota; Metazoa; Mollusca; Bivalvia; Venerida; Veneridae. The record is from RefSeq and is a predicted model, not a curated record. The coding region runs from base 217 to 2619 and encodes 800 amino acids.